AUGUCGUCUCCAAUCAAAGUCGCCAUCCUAGACGACUAUCAAAACAUCGCAACCCCCAAAUUCGCACAUCUGGUAGAUGCCAACAAAAUCUCCGUGACUCUGUUCCCGCAAACUCUCAAUGUCCGGAAUGACAGUGAACGAGAAGCGCAAAUCAAACGGCUGCAACCGUUUGAAGUAAUAUCGACAAUGAGAGAGCGAAGUCUGUUUAAUAGUGAUGUGCUCAGCUCCCUGCCGAAUUUGAAAUUAUUGUUGACCACCGGAAAACGGAAUUUCUCAAUUGAUCAUGAAUUUGCCGCAACCAAAGGGACUGUCGUCGCGGGUACGGACCGAGUAGCGCAGGAUGGUGGUACUGGUGGACCUGAUCCAACCACGCAGCAAACGUGGGCUAUGAUCUUGGGACUCUCGAAACACAUUGCUCGUGACGACGCGGCGCUCAAAAUGGAUAAGUCAUACUGGCAAGGAGACAGCCUUGCAACACACCUCCCCGGUAAGACGUUGGGGUUGCUCGGAUUGGGGAGAUUGGGAAUUGCAACGGCAAAGAUUGCGUUGUUGGCGUUUGGUAUGCGCGUUGUGGCGUGGAGUUCGAGUCUGACGCAGGAAAGGGCUGAUGAAACUGCCGCUGAGGUCGGGUUACCGGCUGGAAGUAUACAAGUCACAGCAUCAAAACUGGAUUUGAUGAGAAUUGCGGAUAUUGUGUCGUUGCAUUAUGUGCUUUCGGAGCGGAGUCGGGGAUUGAUUGGAAGAGAAGAAUUGGCUGCUAUGAAACCCAAGGCAUUGCUGAUCAAUACAUCUCGAGGGCCGUUGGUUGAUGAACAGGCAUUGCUGGAGACACUCAAGGCUGGUAGGAUUCGGGGUGCGGCGCUCGAUGUAUUUGAUGUUGAGCCCUUGCCCGCGGAGAGUGAAUGGAGGACGACGGAGUGGGGGAAGAAUGGACGUAGUGAGGUGUUACUCUCGCCACAUAUGGGAUACGGUGUUGAAGAGUAUAUUGAGGGCAUGUAUGAUCAGGUUGUGGAUAAUUUGGAGAGGUAUUUGGACGGGAGGGAGUUGUUGCUUACUACCAAGAUGUCUGUUAUCGAGCCUGAGCCUGAGCCUACCCCCAAGCCUGCAACUGAGCCUGAGCCUGCCGCCGAGCUUGCCGCCGAGCGUGCCAUCGAGCCUACCACCGAGCCUACCACACCUCAAAAGGAAUAUGCUAUACGCCUAACUCGUGAUGAUCGCAUCCGAAUUCAAACCCUGCGAGAAGCUGGACUUACCUAUCAGCAAAUGUUGGUUUAA
Molecule: messenger RNA, 1275 nt
Organism: Talaromyces stipitatus ATCC 10500
Lineage: Eukaryota; Fungi; Ascomycota; Eurotiomycetes; Eurotiales; Trichocomaceae
Product: D-isomer specific 2-hydroxyacid dehydrogenase family protein
Exons: 2
Coding region: 1-1275 (424 amino acids)
Molecular function (GO): NAD binding
Source: RefSeq, a predicted model, not a curated record